AUGGUUAGGACCCGAGGAUUAGGUCGUGCCUUAGGGCACGAUACUGGCAGAGGUGUGGGUAGAGGAGAUCAUGAUGAUUCUGAUGAUGCUCCGCAGCGUCAACGGCCUACGGCAUCCGCACGUAGGCAACAAGUACCUGUCACUGUUGCGAACGAUGAGCCAGUGGUCUCUGCGACAGAUGCUGAUGGAGCUUCGGUUGAGGCUGACGUAUAUGCGGAUGAGCCGAUAGCAGGAGGUGAUGUACAGGACACUGGGGUAGACACUCCUGCAGACACAGGCGCACAGGCUGCUGAGGAUGAGCUUGAGGGAUUUCCGGGUGGUCCGAGGGACCCAUCUGUGCUGACCGAGUAUGUGGAUCACAUUGCAGGUAACAUAUGGAUGAGAGAGGAGCGUCCUGAGUUGAAGUUAUCCUUUCACGGGAGAAAGGUGCAUAGUUUAGACAGGUCUGUCCUUGCCAUUGAGGGGCUAGUUGCUGGGACAACACUAAGUCCUCUGAUCGCGUGUUCCAUAGACACUGGCGAUCGGGGACUUUUGUCAUCGUUUGUCGAGCGGUGGCACCGGGAGACUUCUAGUUUUCAUCUCCCUGUGGGAAAGGUGACGAUCACGCUGGAUGACAUCACGUCUCUUCUGAAUCUGCCCGUGAUUGGUGACUUGCAUGCCUUUCAGCCCGUGCACGUGGAUGAUGUUGUACAGAUGCUGGUGGAGUUAUUGAUGGUCACUGUAGAGGCUGCCACGACUGAGACAGCGCAGUGUCGUGGACCGUAUGUACUCCUGCAAUGGAGUGCAACCAAUGUUCAUGUUGUGUUUUUGGAGACCCUUCGUGACCUCAGUCAGACUAGGAGGUACGCAUGGGGAGUAGUUAUGCUGGUGCAUAUGUACAACCACCUGAAUGAUGCUUCUAUCAGCACCAGCCGACAGCUUAGUGGUUACAUCACGAUGUUGCAGUCCAUUGCUGAUCCGGACUACGACGAGGAUUCAUCGUGUGCCUAUAGGUGGAUUGCUACGAAGAAGACCGUGAAGACCAUACGUACACCGACGUACAGGGAGCGCCUGGACUGA
Messenger RNA from Glycine soja, 1059 nucleotides. RefSeq names its product protein MAIN-LIKE 1-like. Bases 1 to 1059 code for a protein of 352 amino acids. The record is from RefSeq and is a predicted model, not a curated record. NCBI's taxonomy places the organism in Eukaryota, Viridiplantae, Streptophyta, Magnoliopsida, Fabales, Fabaceae. The transcript has 4 exons. Gene Ontology annotation, biological process: meristem development; meristem maintenance.